Messenger RNA from Colletotrichum destructivum, 657 nucleotides. RefSeq lists its product as uncharacterized. The coding region runs from base 1 to 234 and encodes 77 amino acids. Lineage: Eukaryota; Fungi; Ascomycota; Sordariomycetes; Glomerellales; Glomerellaceae. The record is from RefSeq and is a predicted model, not a curated record. The transcript is spliced from 3 exons.
AUGUUCUUACCCCCAUCAGAAAGACCGAAGAUGCUAAUGAAGGCUCUGCUCAGGCUCGUAUCACGAAAAGCUGCUGGGAAUGCGGGAGCAAUUGUCACGAUUGCAUCGAACGAACCCAGAGGCUCUGUAGAGGCUGCUGCGGCGGGUACUGCAUGGUCCACAACGAGGGGUCAACUUCAACUUUCUGUGACUGUCCGAUCUCCCCGACCUUGUGGAAUAUGCCCAGAUCGCUGACAUUCGAUAGGGUGCUCGAGCCGCGGUCGCUUUUUGCGACACCUCUAGGACAUUUCCCUCCGGCACCUGACGAUGGUUUCAGUUAUGGUCUUCGCGCCUGAACAGUCUUGGCCAUGCCAGUGGAAGCCCGAGAAGGACCGAAGAAACCGAUUCCGGAGAGGAACUAUGCCUUUUAGUAAUAUGCGGUUGACUCUCACACGGCACUUCCCACUCCCGUCGAAGAAGAAGAGCGAGGCUGGGGAGCGCGAAUUCCCUGCGGUCUUGCAGGGUAGUCACGUUUCUUUCAGGGCAGCAUACGCGCUUAGCGUGCGGGUUCUCAUCAAUAGUCCUUUGUGUCUUUUCCAAGAUACCCUUGAAGAGCAGCGUUUGAGGCGUCAGUUGUGCAAUAGCUAACCUAACGGCAAUAUACCAUCUCAAUUCUCC